UUGGCUACGGCGCGGAGGGAAACUGUUUCAUUCGGGAUGAUCUGAUUCAGAAAUAGAGCUGCCCCUACUUCUUUCCCCUGUCCUGCCUUGCUCUGCCCUACAAGGCAAGACAAGGCAAGGCAAGGCAACUCAGCCUUUACAUCUCUUUCUCCUCCCAGUUCUUAAGCAGCUGAAGACAGGUGAAAUCAAAGGAGCAGGAGUCCCGCUCAGAGCCUCGGACCUCAGGUCACGGCUUCUGGAAGUCAGUCCUUUCAGCACCUUGGAGAACUCCUGCAUGUGGGGGCUCUAGAUGGCGCCUUAGCCCAGACACUGCCGGUGGGAGAUACCAGUGAACGCGACUCCCUCUCUACAGCUUGCCCAGAGGAGGGACCCACCCGAUUCCAGCCUUAUAGGGUCGAGCAAAUGGAAUUGAAGCACUUUGGAGAGAUUUCCCAUUCAACCUGGACCGAAGCUGCGGCUUCAGACCCUGAGCAGUCUCCCUAGCUCCUAAAAGUGAGGCAUGGAGGACGACGAAGAGAGAGACAUAGACACGUGUAUUUUCUUUUUUCCGUCGGUCCAGGGUGACCUUUCUCAAUAGGAGCAGAUCAGCUUCAAUCCCUAGGACAGUUUCCUAGUGUACAGCUCUAUGAAACCUGGGGAGAGGCGGCAAUCGACAAACUCUACCCUCAUGGCCCUGGGUGAAAUUAUUCAUCCUGAAAUGCGCAUUGCUUAUUUGUUUAAGUUUAUUCGAAUGCAUGUUUCUGGCUUGUUAAGGGGAAAAGGCAAUUGCCUCGAAAUCAGAAAUGAUAGAAAAUUUUUAGGUACCUAUGAAUAACGGCCGCCUGCCUGCAGCAAGCUGAGACUUGGAACCGAUCUGAGGACUCUCAACUCUUGUCAGGGGAACUGGCCGCUGAGCGUAGAGCCCUUUAAACUGCUCGGGAUUUUCAUGCAUCAUUUUAAAUGUGUACUUUGCCUAGAGUCUACUCCAUUUUCCUCCUAUUACCAUUCUUGAUAGAACCUUCUUUCCUCUCCUCUCUCUCGCCUCCACCUCCCCCAUCUUUCUCCUGGGUUCUGUGGACAUACGUAGCAAGACAGAGCUGGGUUUGGAGCUCACUACAAUUGCCUUGACUUUUGAUUUUUUUACUUCUUCCUGGAUUACAAGAUCGGAUGGUGCACCAUUAAGUCCAGAAACCCCGAUGAACCUCAGUGUUAGGAAGAACCCUGGUGUGAGUGUGUGUUUGUACUGUUGUGUGUGUGGGGGUGCAAGAAAAAAACAACUUUGGAUCCCCAAAGCCCCCCUUUCCUUCUCGUGCAAGUUUCUUUGGAAGUCGUACAAUGAGGAAUUCUUUUGCAUAUAGCUGAGGGCAAAGCCCAAACAGUACCUGGGGGAGGGGGGCAGCGCUGCAACGGGAAGGGGAAAUAAUAUUUGUCCCCAGUAUUCUCUGCAAUCAACGAUGGCAAAUGAACCGGUGAUUUUGAAUGUCUAUGAUAUGUACUGGAUCAAUGAGUACACUUCUACUCUGGGCAUUGGUGUGUUCCAUUCAGGCAUCGAGAUUUAUGGCCGAGAGUUUGCCUAUGGGGGCCAUCCUUAUCCUUUCAGUGGGAUCUUUGAGAUUACACCUGGAAGUGCAGUGGAGCUGGGAGAAACGUUUAAAUUCAAAGAAGCCAUAGCCCUGGGCACCACUGACUUCACAGAAGAAGAUGUGGACAAGAUCUUGGAGGAGCUGGGGAAGGAGUACAAAGGCAAUGCCUACCACCUCAUGCACAAGAACUGCAACCACUUCUCAGAUGCCCUGGCAGAGAUCCUGUGUGGCCGGGAGAUACCUCGUUGGGUGAACCGCCUGGCCUACUUCAGCUCAUGCAUCCCUUUUCUACAGAGCUGUCUCCCUAAGGAAUGGCUAACCCCAGCAGCCCUGCAGACCCAUAUAGGCCUUGGUCUACGCAAAGAAGAGUCAGGCAGCCCAGCAGACGAGGAGGUCCCCUCCACCUCAGGCGCGUCGAGGACCUGCAAACACACCCGGGUCUGAGCUGGGCCCUGCCAUCCUCCUCCACCUUGCAUACUCUCUUCUUUUAGCCACCUGCCUCACUCUUCUACCUUUGACUUCUUCUAUCCCUUCUCAUCCUCCUUUUCCUUUUCCUGUUCUACUCCACGGAGGCUGGGGUGUUCCUAGCCUCUAGCCUUCUUACUGACAAGAAACUGAACCACCUCACUGUUCCUUUGGGCCACUGAAACCUCCAGUACAGCACCAACAUCACAUGUGGAUGAAUGCGGAAGGGCUCCUUCCAAACUGUUAGACUCUGUGGGACACAGGAUUGGGGGACUGAGCUGUCUUUGAGCUCUCUCCACCUCAGAAGAGUUGUUCUUAUUCUAUAGUGUUCCUGGACAAUCUACCUUACCCCCUCCUUGACACAGCUUUACUGUCCCCAGCUAUCAAAGGAGGGGAGAGAAGCUAUUCGGGGCAAUGUUUCCAUCAGACCAGCAGCAACAGCCCCUCUCCCCAAGCAUUCUCCCAUUUGGGGGAAUCAAGGAUUUUCUGAGGCAUUUGGAUUACAGGGUGACAUUCUCCAGUUUUUCCACUGGAGGAUGUAUGUAUGUUUGUGUUUAUUUUAGGUGGUGUUUUAUAUUAAAAAAUCAAAGGACUUCACUAACAAAGACAGCAGAGAGAGGUUUGUUUGGGGGAUGGAGGAGUAGAAUUAGGAUAGGGAAGGAAGAGGGUUAAGCAUAUGAAUGAAAUUGAUAAAGAAACCUUUUAAAAAUGAGAUAAAACAAUUUCUGGGGUCUGUCCUUAAGCCCUUGUGGACUGCACAACACUGUAAGGCAACUAAAGGUAGCACUCUUUCCCCUGAUGGCUGACUUCCUCCAAUACCUGACCCCAAUAGGAAAAAUGAAAAACAGUCAAGAGUUCUCUCUUCAGUUCUCCUUUUCCUUUUUAUCUAUGACUUGACUCUCACUCUUCACUGGGCUAAGGCAAUAUUCCUAGGAGCUCUGUAUGAAUUUCUAAGUGUGAGAGCCCAGAGGAUAUUUGAUGGGAGGAAUGCAGGGCCAGAAAGAUCUGCUUCCAGCAACUCUUCAGUCACAACCAAUUGAGGAUCCUCCUUAGGUUUCUCCAGAGGACUCCUUGCUCUGCAGGAGAUCAGCCCCAUACUUCUCCUAAGCCCUGUGGGCUCUGUGCUUGUAUUAGGGGACAAAACAAUCACGUGGUCAUGGAAUGUCAUGACUGGAAGAGACCUUAGAGAUAAUAGUCCAACCGUAAGAUUUUACAGAUGAAAUGACCUAUUUUCAGUCACGUGGCUAAUUAACAACAAUGACAAGACUAGAGCCCAGGUUACUUAACUCUCAAUUGGAAAUGACCCCUCCAUUCACCGUAGGUUUAGAAAGUAGGGUAGGGAGGAAUUAGUUUUCUUCUGAAGUUGAUACCAUCUGGUAGUGAGUGUGUGUCUACGUAUGUGUAUCUGUGUGUCUGUGUAUGUAUAUGUGUAUGUAUAAAGAGGAAUAGGUGAAUGGUCAUAUGAUUAAUGCCCAUGCAUGGAUUAGGAACAAAGUAAACGUCACAUCUGUGUGAACAUGAAUGGUUGUAAGCACAUGCAGCAUGGUGAGUUCAGAAGGAUAUCUGUUUAUUCAUGCAUUCUUUGAGUAUGUGUGCUUAGGAGGACACUAGCAAAGGCUACUUUCAGAAGUACCUGUUUCCCUAAGAACUAUUGUGGUCAGCACCCCUUCUCCUUUCUCAAAGAAAGCAAAUGGAGGGCUCUGGUAGCCUUUGACAUUACAUUAUCCCUCUAUCAAAACUGAAAACAAUGGAGCCUGGGAGAUGUGAAGACAUAGGAUUCAAGUCAAUUACCAUUUGACAUGAGAUAGUUGAUCUCUAAAUGGCUUUUGGAGGGGUUAAUACCAAUGACAAAGUCUCCUCAUAUUCUCUAUAUAUUGGGUGAAGCUUAUGUGUCAAGAAUGAUCCGUUCACCUCUCCUAAGGAGCUUCAUUCCUUAAUUAGGAGGGCUAGAGUCUUGGAAUCCUAUUGGUUUCAGUUUAAGAGCUGUGCGCGCACACGCGCGCGCAUGUGUAUGUGUGUGUGUGUGUGUGUGUGUGUGUGUGUGUUUAAAGUCAAUUUCUUGACUCUGUCAUUCAUUUCUCUUACUCCACAAUGUGAAUACACAUUUUCUUUCCAGUGUUGGUUCAUCUGGUAGAUAACAGAAAAAA
Messenger RNA from Phascolarctos cinereus (koala), 4174 nucleotides. RefSeq names its product deubiquitinase DESI2-like. Lineage: Eukaryota; Metazoa; Chordata; Mammalia; Diprotodontia; Phascolarctidae. Gene Ontology annotation, biological process: protein deubiquitination. The record is from RefSeq and is a predicted model, not a curated record. Gene Ontology annotation, molecular function: deubiquitinase activity.